UCUCUGGGUACCCCCACUCGACGUAGUUAUCACUUGUAACCAUGUCCCCCACUCCUAAAAUCAAUGUUAAAACUUAUGCUGACUUCAGUAUACGCACGCACACCGUCCAUGCGUACAGAACACCGCGGGCAGUCUCCAUUUGACGAGAUACGAUAAUUGCGAAAAUUCUUAACCUAAUAAAUAAUUCUCUCUUAAAAAAAAGUGCAAUCCCGUAAAAUCCAAUGGUCAGUGAAAAAUAAUGGAUUGAAGAGAAUUUAGCGUGUGGAUUUUGGUCUUGACCAUCAAAAACAUUUCGAUUGGAUCUCGGAAACGGGAAUGGGAGUAUCAGAUACAUUGAAUUACGUUCUGUUUUCUAAUCCCGUCAGCUCGAGUGCCGGUUCGUCUGCGAAAACUGCUGCAUCAGCUAUUGAUUAAUUGAUACACUGAAUUAUUGAUCGAGUGGACUUAGAAAAUCCCGUCACAAGCGCCUCAAGCAAAACGUCAUUGAAUUUCACAUGGAAACUCUUGUGAGCCCUAACCUAAAUGUGAAAUCCUGUCAGCUGUCAUACUCCAAGAAUUAUAAAUGAAAAACCCAAGGGUCUGACAAAAAUAAUGAUGGAAAAUAGCGAGCAGCAGAAAGCUGAAGGACCCCAGCAGCUGGGGAGAUACUUCGAGAACACGCCACCAACUGUAUUCGACGAGAUAGUUUCUCACCGAGAAGUUCCAGAGCUUGAUCUAGAGGGAAUAAAUCCACUGGUGGGCCCGUCCUUCCUGAAGAGUGACUUCGAGAUGGAGAGGCCCUCAGAUCUGAGUGUUCCUGACUACCACAGAGACGCCUGGAUUCCCUCAGACACCACCAGAAAAAUUCUGCUGUCGAUAGCGACAUCACCUCCUGGAGGAAGCCCGCCAAAUCGAGAGAACCUCACGAUGCCAGGAUUAACCCUUCAGGGGGACAUCCUAGAUGCCACAAGAGAGGCGUCAAUCCAUUAUUAUGGAGAGGAUGAGCACAUGCACAGGAACGUGUUGACAGCAUCAGAUGUUACACAGGACGAGAGAGGUCUGAGGAACCUGAUUCAGGCUGGCUGUUACAGAGCAGCUGUGAAUCUUUCAGGUCGACUCCUGGGAGUCUAUGGUCAGGGGUUUGGAAAAAUAGAUCAUCCCAGCAAGCACACCCCUCACUCCCUGCAGCUGUGGUACACCAGACUCUCACUUCUUAGUAAACUUCGACAGGUGGAGGUCCUCAAGGCUGAGCAUCAGGCUUUUGGAAAUUUGGAUAAGCCCGACAUGUACUUCUCCUUCCACCCUGAGCUAUAUGGGACUCGUCAUGGUUCAAUGGCUUCUUUCUCAUUCAGACUUCUUCUCGCUGAGAUUCCCUCGUUCUGCGGCUGCCACAGGGAAUCCCUCGAUAAACUCUACGCCAUCCUUGGGACUGUUAAUCAUAUCCUGGAGAAUCUGGGACAGGGGCUCUCCGAGGAAGGGGGAAAAGCCACCUGUUCUCCAGUCGAGAGGGAGGACUCGGUGAAGCUUUGGUCCAGAAGGAGAUCCAAAAUAAUGAUUUCGAUAGUAAAUUGUGCAGUGGCUGCCAGAAAUUUUGUUCUCGCUAUAGAAGUACUCGAAGAGAUAUCUGAAUUUCCAAACUGGCAGGACGAGCAGCUGGAGAUCUUCAAGUUGGCAUUGGGAAGACUUCACCUGUUCCUCGGGGACAUCCCUGCGGCUGAGGGAAAACUCCUCUCCAAGGACACCUCCAGGAACACCACCUCUAGGGAGUGGAUCAACCGGGGGCUCAUGGCUGUCACUCAGAACGCCUUUCAAGAGGCCCAUGACUGCUUUCAGGUCGCCCUCAAGCAGGAACCUGACAAUGUUAUGGUUGUCAAUAAUAUGUCGGUUUGUUUGUUGUACACUGGAAAGCUACAGGCCGCUGUUUGCCUGCUGGAAAACGUUGUCAAGAAGAAUCCGAUCAGGAAUCUCCAAGAGCCUAUAAUUUUGAAUAUGAGUACUCUUUAUGAAUUAAAUACCACUCAUUGCAGGCAGAUCAAGCUCCAGCUGCUUAAACAGAUGAAUAGGUACAAGGGAGAUGCAAUUGAUAUACAGUGUUUGAAACUUGUGUAAUUUUAAUUUUAAUGAAAAAUUAGAAUAUUUUAUUGUGAUAAGAAUUUUGUUUACAUUUUUUCAUCAGCUUU
Fopius arisanus is the source of this 2159-nucleotide messenger RNA. Its product is annotated as trafficking protein particle complex subunit 12. Bases 592 to 2088 code for a protein of 498 amino acids. Gene Ontology annotation, cellular component: Golgi apparatus; TRAPP complex. Lineage: Eukaryota; Metazoa; Arthropoda; Insecta; Hymenoptera; Braconidae. Gene Ontology annotation, molecular function: protein binding. The record is from RefSeq and is a predicted model, not a curated record. The transcript has 3 exons.